UUCUUAUCCCGCGUUGAAUAUAACGCCAACAUUCUUCCACCAUUUUCCGUUUUCCAUUUUCCUUAUCUCUUCAAAACCCUCGCAUAUGGAUACCAACAAACUUCACCCUCGCUUCUCACUCGGCCGUCAAUCCUCUCUGGCGCCUGAACGCGACAACGCCGCCGCCGCCGAGCCGUCUGAGGCGCUCGACCCCGCCGUUCGGUUGAUGUAUUUGGCCAACGAAGGAGAUUUGGAUGGGAUUAACGAGUUGUUGGACGCUGGCAGUGACGUCAAUUUCAGAGACAUUGAUGGCCGCACCGCUCUUCACGUCGCCGCCUGUCAGGGACGCACUGACGUAGUCGAUUUGUUGCUCCGACGAGGUGCCGGCGUCUAUCCUCAAGACCGCUGGGGCAGCACUCCUCUUGCUGAUGCAAUGUACUACAAAAAUCAUGACGUUGUGAAGCUUUUGGAGAAACACGGUGCAAAACCCCCGAUGGCUCCUAUGCAUGUCCAGAGUGCUCGUGAAGUUCCAGAAUACGAGAUUGAUCCUUCUGAACUUGAUUUUACUAAUAGCGUUUGCAUAACAAAGGGAACUUUCCGGAUUGCAUUAUGGCGUGGAACUCAAGUUGCAGUCAAAACAUUUGGGGAGGAAGUUUUCACUGAUGCUGAUAAAGUGAAGGCAUUUCAUGACGAGCUUACAUUACUUCAGAAAAUAAGGCAUCCAAAUGUAGUCCAGUUUUUAGGUGCUGUGACACAAAGCUCCCCAAUGAUGAUUGUCACAGAGUAUCUACCCCAGGGGGAUCUUUGUGCCUAUUUGGAGCGCAAAGGGGCAUUAAAACCGGUAACAGCUGUGAAGUUUGCACUUGAUAUUGCUAGGGGAAUGAACUAUUUGCAUGAACAUAAACCAGAGGCCAUUAUACAUCGAGAUCUUGAGCCUUCAAAUAUACUACGGGAUGAUUCUGGGCAUCUGAAAGUUGCAGACUUUGGGGUUAGCAAGUUGCUCAAAGUUGCUAAAACAGUCAAGGAAGACAAACCCGUGACAUGCCAGGAUACAUCAUGGCGCUAUGUUGCUCCAGAGGUCUAUAGAAAUGAGGAAUAUGACACAAAAGUUGAUGUGUUUUCAUUUGCUCUGAUAUUACAGGAGAUGAUUGAAGGUUGUCCACCAUUUUAUGCAAAGCCAGAAAAUGAAGUUCCAAAAGCCUAUGUUGAAAAUGAGCGUCCACCAUUUAGAGCUUCACCAAAGCUUUAUGCUUAUGGACUAAAACAGUUAAUUGAGGAAUGUUGGGAUGAAAAACCAUACAGAAGACCAACAUUUAGGCAAAUAAUUGGGAGAUUGGAAGACAUCAGCAGCCAUCUUGCUCGAAAGAGGCACUGGAAGGUUCGGGCUCCUGGAUGCAUUCUGAAUCUGGGGGCCCUAUUUAGAGGCUAUCGCACAAAUCCAAGUAGCCGAUCAUCUCGCUCUACGACCAGAUAAAUAAUUGCCAUUAUGAAGGAAGAAGAAUUUCGAUCAAGCAGUCUCAAGGAAAAAAAAAAAUCCAUCGUGAACGGGUUUCCACUUGCGUGCAUGCAUAGCUUUUUGUAAAUACCAUGCUCUGAUGCUCUCCUUGACGUGCGAUUGGAUAAAUUUUUAAAAUGUAUGUGAAAUACCCUUUUGUAUAGUUUUUUCGAAAGUUAUUCUUUCU
This is a messenger RNA of Abrus precatorius (Indian licorice), 1661 nucleotides long. Its product is annotated as integrin-linked protein kinase 1. The transcript has 12 exons. Gene Ontology annotation, biological process: protein phosphorylation. NCBI's taxonomy places the organism in Eukaryota, Viridiplantae, Streptophyta, Magnoliopsida, Fabales, Fabaceae. The record is from RefSeq and is a predicted model, not a curated record. Bases 86 to 1453 code for a protein of 455 amino acids. Gene Ontology annotation, molecular function: ATP binding; protein binding; protein kinase activity.